ACACACACUCUUCCUACCCACGUCAACCACCGCAAACAUGUCGAAGGUCCGCUCUGCGUUUAUGAAGCACUGGUACUCCGUCGAGGUGCUGCCCAUCUAUGUCAUCACGGGCGCCGCCGCCGUCGGUGCGACCUGGUACAUGACCCGCCUCGCGCGCGGCCCCGACGUCGUCUGGGACCGCAAGAACAACCCGCAGCCGUGGCAGCACGUCGAGCCGGGCACCAACACCAAGCUCAUGUCUGUCAACCAAAAAUUCGACAAGCAGUACAAGCGCGACCGCCUCUAGUAGUGUCGUUAGACGUCUCGCCGCAGAAGGGCAUCAUACGCCCCAGGAGCGGUGGAGAGACAACACACACACAAUGUAGCAGGAGGAAGUGUGGCAGAAUGGAUUUCAUUCACCUCGGCGGGUUCUGGUGGUGGGCGCGCCUGAUUGUAAGAUUGCGUGUGGGUUCAUGAUGCAAGAGCUACAAGAUGUCUGCGAGGCGCUUGGCCAGCGCGAGUCUGAGAAUGUCGAGCCGCCGCGUGGAUGCCUGGACGUCAAACACAUCCCCUUUUCCUUCCUCCUCUUCUUCCCCUUCUUCCUCGUCCUCUUCCUCCUCUGCCUCUGCCUCCUCUACUAGCCCCUUUUGCCCUGCCUGUCCCUGACUCUGCCGCUGUCCCUGCGUCUUUGCCUGCCCUGCUGCCGUGCCGUUGGGCGAGGGCCCCACGAGGAGCCGCUGGAGCGGGCCCAGGUAGUGCCUGGCCAGGCGCUCGUGCCGGCUCGAGGCGGCC
Messenger RNA from Acaromyces ingoldii, 771 nucleotides. RefSeq lists its product as hypothetical. The transcript has 3 exons. The record is from RefSeq and is a predicted model, not a curated record. Lineage: Eukaryota; Fungi; Basidiomycota; Exobasidiomycetes; Exobasidiales; Cryptobasidiaceae. The coding region runs from base 38 to 286 and encodes 82 amino acids.